AUGCCAACGGUAAAUGCGGACUGUUGUCUCCCUGAUUCUUUCUCUAGUUCACCUAUCGAUUCAAUUUUGUCGCUUUUCUUCUUUCUUGUUCAAUUUUACUUUCCGAAGUAUUUUCUUUCUUCUUUGGCUACUUUUUCUUUGAAACUAUUUCUAGAUGAUUUGCCUACCGUUAUGUUUUUUUGGUCAACUCAUUUACCCAAUAUGGCUACUCCCCACCCUCGACAAAUGCUUUCUGAUUAUUCUUUUCAUAUCUUCUAUUAUAUUUUUUUUUAUAUUUCUAUAAAACAAAUGUUGCCUUCUUUUUUUUAUUCUGGACGACAAUUGAAUUCUUAUAAUUUGCUUAUGAAUCCAAUAUUACUGUACUUUUCUUCUUUCUUCUUCAAUUUUACUUUCCGAAGUAUUUUCUUUCUUCUUUGGCUACUUUUUUCUUUGAAACUAUUUCUAGAUGAUUUGCCUACCGUUAUUACUUUCUUUGUCUUUUUAUUUAUUAAUUUUAAAAUUCCCAUUUCCACAUUUUUUUUCAUUUUUUUCUUUCUGUCAUUAUUUUCAUUCUUGUCAUUAAUAUUUUUCUCUUGCAUCCUUCUUUCAUUCGAAGUUUUCCUCUCUUUCGUUUUAACCCCACCCCAUCUCUUCAACUUUUCUUUUUCCAAAAUUUUUCCUUCCGACAUCUCUUCUUAUUUUCAUCUAUUUUUAUUGCUGGUAAUAUCUUUUAAAAUCUUAUCUAUCUAUCUAUCUAUCUUCUAUCUAUCUUGGUCUCUUCAUAUCUGUAUGUCUCUCUUGGUCACUUCAUAUCUAUCUAUCUAUCUAUCUAUCUCACUUCUUUUCUUUCACAUCUUUUCUCAGGGUUCUUUUUUGGGGAGGGGGGGCUUCUUCUUUUUUUUUUUACAACACUAUUUCCUGUCUAAUGUCUCCUUUUGGCAAGCAAGGGAGUCAGCCUUUAAAUAUUUACUCUCAAACAAAUACUUGCUGGGACAAAAGACCAUUGCAUCCCCAGUACUGAAGAGUAAACAAAUUGGCCCCAGGCGCUAA
Messenger RNA from Acanthosepion pharaonis, 1029 nucleotides. Lineage: Eukaryota; Metazoa; Mollusca; Cephalopoda; Sepiida; Sepiidae. The record is from the annotation of a GenBank genome assembly.